Strigops habroptila (Kakapo) is the source of this 1082-nucleotide messenger RNA. It is a transcript of the gene ABRACL, whose product is annotated as ABRA C-terminal like. The record is from RefSeq and is a predicted model, not a curated record. Bases 474 to 719 code for a protein of 81 amino acids. The transcript is spliced from 3 exons. Lineage: Eukaryota; Metazoa; Chordata; Aves; Psittaciformes; Psittacidae. Gene Ontology annotation, biological process: regulation of actin filament-based process.
GCCGGCGCGGCAGCGGGCUUCGGGCGCACGGCGGGGGGCACCGCCGGUGCGCGUUCUCCGGGAGACUGGUGGAGAACGGCCCGUUGUGCUGCGUGGGCCCUGCUGUAAGUGACAGCCUAAGUCGGGAAGCGUUCUCUUGCCACCGUGCAGACCGCAUGCAGCAACGCCGCGUAACGCACAGUAAGAAGGGGCCCGGAUAACUCCGUACAAGAAAGAAUAGGCAAGAGCUCACUUGUCUUUUCAGCCGGAGCUCUGGCUCUGCAUGGCUCUCUUGGGUGUGUUUUCCUGGACUAGCUGUUCCCCUGUGUAAAUCCAUGCUGUCACUGCAGUACACUAACAAAAUUCCCUCCAAGCUACGUUGGCUUAUGGAGAGAGUCUGACAUCCCUGACAGACUAAAGUGCCUAUGAAGAAUGCAGUUGUCUUCUAGACCCUUUUGACCACCUGAUCUGAUUUAAAUCCUGCUGUGACCACAAUGAAUGUGGAACAUGAAGUUAGCCUCUUAGUUGAGGAGAUUCGGCGGUUGGGAACCAGAAAUGCUGAUGGACAAGUCAGCGUGAAAUUUGGUGUGCUCUUUGCUGAUGAAAAGUGUGCCAACCUCUUUGAAGCCCUAGUGGGAACUCUUAAGGCUGCAAAACGACGGAAGAUUAUCACUUAUCCAGGGGAGCUACUUUUACAAGGCGUUCAUGAUGACGUUGAUAUCAUGCUGCUGCAGGACUGAUGCAGUGUUUCAGCUAUGCAUUAAUGGAAUUCUUUGAGAUGAUGACUUGCAACAUCCUCUGAAUAAGGCUGAUCAUUCUAAGGUGUUUUGAUGCAUUUUCUAUAUCUUUAUAGUCAAAAGGAAACUGUCCUAUUUUGGAAAACAUUCCUUUUUGUAGUUCUUCCUAAAAUUGUACUGUAUGUGAGUAAGGAAAAAGAUGGCAUAUCUCCUUUUUUUUCCUCCCCCCCCAAAUCUCAGGUAAUGCUCUCAAAUGUCUGGUAGUUAUUUUUCAACAUAUGAAGAAGAGGACCAGUAAUUUAAUGUUUACAAAGCAAAAUGUGCCAUGAAAGUGUAAAAUAAAAGCACAUACUUAAAUUUAUGUAA